This is a messenger RNA of Nematostella vectensis (starlet sea anemone), 2053 nucleotides long. RefSeq names its product cell wall protein DAN4. The record is from RefSeq and is a predicted model, not a curated record. The transcript is spliced from 10 exons. Bases 265 to 1188 code for a protein of 307 amino acids. Lineage: Eukaryota; Metazoa; Cnidaria; Anthozoa; Actiniaria; Edwardsiidae.
AAACCACGAAACAAAAAUUUUCAUUUCACAAAAGUAAGAGCGAAGACAGACCGCUUUGAGAAGUAAAAGAUGGGCUUUAUCUUUGUAAUUACGCUAAUGCUGGUGUCACUAAGUGGUACAAAUGGCCAAAAUAGCAGCACGGCAACAGAACACAAAGCUAUACAAAGAGAGAAAGUCUCUCCAGGUUUUCAAUUGCGAUUGACGAUGUAAUCCGGCGAUGAGUUAACCAAUGGUGAUGUAUCAGAGUCUACGAGUGCAGCCAGUAUGACGUCGUCUGUCUCCUUGACGCCGUCUCCUAGUGUGACUUCAGAUUCGUCCAUGUCGCCCAGUGCGACACCAACGUCAUCUGCCACGCCGUCUUCCAGUGCGACUUCAUCUGCAGGUUCGUCCAUGUCGCUAAUUGGGACACCAAUGUCAUCUGCCACGCCGUCUUCCAGUGCGACUUCAUUUGCAGAUUCGUCCAUGUCGCCCAGUGCGACACCAACGUCAUCUGCCACGCCGUCUUCCAGUGCGACUUCAUCUGCAGAUUCGUCCAUGUCAGCAAGUGCACCAAUGUCAUCUGCAAAAUCAUCUACGAAUGUGCCAAGUGGUACAUCAUCAGCAACACCGGCCUCCGCUACCUCAGGAGCUUUCAGUUCAACAGUGCAAGCACCUGCAAACGGCUCCUCUGUAGCACCAACCACCCAGACACCCAAGCCUGGUCAAGUACAAUACGCAGCUUUUGAGAUGAGGAUUAUGGGGAUCGACUACAAUCCUAAUCAGGACUGCAAAGAUCAAAUUCCAGGAGUUGUAAAAAAGAUAGAGGAAAAAGGCAAGGUGACAGACCUCAAGUGCAAAAAUGGAAGCAUCAUUGCGGAGUUCACCGUUGAGGUAAACAGCACAGGCAACCCAAAUGCCGCCCAAGAAUUCCUUGAGACGCUCUACAAGGAGAUCCAGUCGGGAACGUUUGGGAAUUUGACGGUGGAUGAGAAGCACCCGAUGGGAGCCAAAAUAACGAAAACGGAAAUAAUUGGGGAUCCUACUGCUAAACCGAAACCUAAGGAUGAAGCUUCAACCAGCUUUGAAGGAAUGGCGUUGGUAGUGUUGAUCCUGCUCUGCGUGUCUAUUGGCAUUCUACUGUUUGUCAUACUUGCGGCGUGUGUGUGCUUUCUCCGCAUCAAACGAAGAAUGGAGCUGAAAGAACCGUAGAGGGUCGAUUCGCCUAAAAAAGCGGGUCGCGUUUCAGCAACUGCGAUAGACAAUAAGAUUACACGAUUGAAGUAUACAGGUCAUAGUAAAGUAGAUUACAGCAAGUUAACGCCCAGUACGCAGACCAAUAAGGUAGCUGACAGCGGUCCCAGUAAGGUAGUUGACAAUAAAUAUAGUAGGCAGACCCAGUAAUAUAGUUAACAGUAAGCCUUGCAGUACAGACCCUGUAAGGUAGUUGACAGUAAGCCUUGCAGUACAGACCCUGUAAGGUAGUUGACAGUAAGUCUAGCAGUGCAGACCCUGUAAGGUAGUUGACAGUAAGCCUUGCAGUACAGACGAUGUAAGGUAGUUGACAACAAGUCUAGCAGUACAGACCCUGUAAGGUUGUUGACAGUAAACCUUGCAGUACAGAACCUGUAAGGUUGUUGACAGUAAGCCUAGCAGUACAGACCCUGUAAGGUAGUUGACAGUAAGCCUAGCAGUACAGACCCUGUAAGGUAGUUGACAGUAAGCCUAGCAGUACAGACCCUGUAAGGUAGUUGACGGUAAGCCUUGCAGUACAGACGAUGUAAGGUAGUUGACAGUAAGCCUUGUAGUACAGGUAGUUGUCAAAAAGUCUAUAAAAUGCAGGCAUCAGUGAGGCUUCAAGAAGCGAGAAAAGAGUGGUAGAGUCAAAUGCGCAGUAGAGACCGUUUUCAGGUAGAACACUUAGCUAGUAAAAGAUGAGAGCCAUCAUAAGAAGACAUUUACAUGAGUGUUACAGCAUUCACCUAAAUAGAGAUACAAAUUAUGUAUUGCAAAGAACAAAAUUCUACGGACGUAUAGCAGCUAAUUGGAUCACAAUAAAAGAUAUCUUUGACACCAA